GAAUUGUCCUCAUAUUCUUCUUCUUAUCCAUCUCUCCAUCGUCGUUUGCAGCAGCGACACGAUUUGGGAUGGCCGACGGCCAGAGCGUCGCCAAGCGGCACGGUGUGGGCGUGGCCGCCGAGGAGGACCCUGGCCGCCACCGUGCCAUUUCCCCGGUCCAUGAGGUGGCGGAUGUCGACGACGAUAAGGCGCCUCGCCGGAGCAAGCGGGUGGCUUCCCUCGACGUCUUCCGUGGCCUCGCCGUCGCUCUGAUGAUACUGGUGGACGGCGCCGGCGGCGAGUGGCCGGUCAUUGGGCACGCGCCGUGGAAUGGCUGCAACCUCGCCGAUUUCGCCAUGCCCUUCUUCCUCUUCAUCGUCGGCAUGGCCAUUCCCCUCUCCCUCAAGAGAAUUCCAGACCGCGGUCGGGCUGUGAGGCGAGUAAUAUUAAGGACAGUGAAGCUGCUUUUCUGGGGGAUCUUGCUGCAAGGUGGUUACUCCCAUGCUCCAGAUGACCUGGCUUAUGGAGUUGACAUGAAGCACAUAAGAUGGUGUGGUAUUCUUCAGAGGAUUGCCCUUGCAUAUUUGGUAGUUGCGGUCAUAGAAAUUGCAACAAAAGAUGCCAGGGUUCAGGAUCAGUCAAGUUCAGGCUUCUCAAUUUUCAGGCUGUACCUUUCCCAGUGGAUUGUUGCAUGUUGCAUUCUUUUGAUCUACUUGUCCCUUGUUUACGGGAUUUACGUUCCGGACUGGGAGUUCAGAGUGCGAAAUGUUGACAGCCCAAACUACGGCAAAGUUUUAACGGUGACGUGUGGUACAAGGGGAAAUACGAGCCCUCCUUGCAAUGCUGUAGGUUACAUCGACCGUAAAGUUCUCGGCAUCAAUCACUUGUACCAGAAACCUGCAUGGAGGAGGCACUGGGCAUGCACUGAUGUUUCUCCACACGAGGGACCUUUCAAAAAGGAUGCCCCAGCAUGGUGUGCCUCACCAUUUGAACCUGAAGGGUUACUAAGCUCAUUUUCAGCGGUGUUAAGUACGGUCAUCGGGGUACACUAUGGACAUGUGCUUGUUCAUAUGAAGAGUCACAUGGACCGGCUAAAGCAGUGGCUGGCCAUGGGCAUAGCUCUCCUUGUUCUUGGAAUCAUCUUGCACUUUUCACAUGCAAUUCCUCUGAACAAACAACUGUACUCAUUCAGUUACAUCUGCGUGACUGCCGGUGCUGCUGGCAUCGUGUUCUCCAUAUUGUACUUCCUUGUUGAUGUCCUGAAUCUGCGCUACAUCUUCGAGCCGCUGCGGUGGAUCGGCAUGAACGCGAUGCUGGUGUACGUGAUGGCGGCCGCGGGCAUCUUUGAGGGCUUCCUCAACGGCUGGUACUACGACGGCACCAACAACACACUGGUUUACUGGGUGAGGAAGCACGUGUUCGUGGGGGUGUGGCACUCAACCAGGGUGGGCAUCCUCCUCUAUGUCCUCGUCGCGCAGAUCCUGCUCUGGGCGCUCGUCGCCGGCCUCUUCCACCGUGCCGGGAUCUACUGGAAGCUUUAGCUAUCGAGGAACGUUAGCAUUCGAUAGUCUUCAAAAUAUCGGCAAAGAUCAGGUUGUUGUUCGUUUGUAGUUCCAAAACCUCUAUCGUGCAAACUUUAGCCUCCGAGCGGCGAUGGAGCGCGGUAGUUUCUUAUCAUGUUGCUACCUAAGACUGAACUUGGCUGUUGUUCAGUUAUCAAUCAAUGAUAGUGGAGCUCGGCCCCGUUUUCGGGGAGCCGCAGGAGAU
Lolium rigidum is the source of this 1746-nucleotide messenger RNA. RefSeq names its product heparan-alpha-glucosaminide N-acetyltransferase-like. The transcript is spliced from 13 exons. The coding region runs from base 69 to 1520 and encodes 483 amino acids. The record is from RefSeq and is a predicted model, not a curated record. Lineage: Eukaryota; Viridiplantae; Streptophyta; Magnoliopsida; Poales; Poaceae.